This is a messenger RNA of Homarus americanus (American lobster), 2047 nucleotides long. RefSeq names its product cysteine-rich motor neuron 1 protein-like. Lineage: Eukaryota; Metazoa; Arthropoda; Malacostraca; Decapoda; Nephropidae. The record is from RefSeq and is a predicted model, not a curated record. Gene Ontology annotation, cellular component: extracellular region. Gene Ontology annotation, biological process: regulation of signal transduction; regulation of cell growth. The transcript is spliced from 7 exons. Gene Ontology annotation, molecular function: insulin-like growth factor binding. Bases 700 to 1650 code for a protein of 316 amino acids.
CUUGGUUGAUGGCCAAAGUCCAUCAUCCAAUCUGACAUAACGUGUCCUAACGGGACAGGCUACGAGGAUUUGUAGAACUUAGGCUGGUGGAAUUUUGUCCAACUCAAAACUGUGGCGGUGGGAUUUGGUGUAGUUGGUAAUUGUCUGGUGGGAUUCAAUGUGUACUCUGGUUGUCCCAUUUCGCGGUUAUUUAGCGAGUCACGUUGUACCUAACAACAAACACUAGACUAAAAUACUGAACAUCACGAGAUUCUGUCUCCAUUUGGUUAAGUUACUUAAUAUAUUAAUUUUGGUGUUAUACAUUCAUCUCUCGUCAAGCUGUACUCACUCACUUAUUUACGGCAUCUUCCGUUAUCAAUUUUCCGGCCUGGCGGUCGCUCCUCGGAUUUUCACCGUGGGCAGGUACUGGUCUCGCAUAGGGUCUUGGGUAUUCUCAAUAAGUAUCAAUUCAGGUUUAGUCUUGACUUUAAGAAAAUCCCACAAAGUGUUGCCACAACCUUCACUUGUAGUUUGUUCCACAAAUUUACAACGUUAAACUCUAAACGCUAAACUCCUGAGAGUUUUCUGUGGUAGUUUCUUCAGCUUGAGACUGUAUCCAUUUGUUUUUCUGCAGUAUAAACUGGCCAACAGCAGACGCUCAAAUCUCUCUUGCCCAUCGCAUGGAUAAGAAACGGUCUAUAGUAGUAUUCCCACUGUAAUAUGAAUUCAACGUGCAUUACGCUGAUUAUUGUGUUGUGUGUGUGGACACUGGUGAAAGUGACGCUGUGCUUACGACAUGACCAAAAUCCCCAGCUUGGCCUAAGGCACCACCCUGGCCUCCAGCAUCACAAUAGCUCUCCCUCAGUGGUUACGUCAAGACUGGACAGGAGCACAUCCCCAAGCAGAAAAGGUGAUGAUACUGGGCGCAGCUCCCCCAACAACCGGCGGAAUGUUGGUGGAGGAUCAGGGAAGGUGCUGGAGGACAACUCUGUGUUACUACGCUGCCCUCCCUGUUCUAAGGUGCACUGUGAGGAGCGUCGGCCUAGACGUCUGCGGUGUCCUGGUGGAGUGACGCGCGGGGUGUGUGGCUGCUGCCCUGUCUGUGCCAAGACUUUAGGACAGGUAUGUGGCGGUGCCUUGGGUUACCUGGGCAGGUGUGACGCUGGCCUCACCUGUCACCUGAGGGAACCUGUCGUAUGGACCUACCGAGCAGACGCCUCCCUCACCUACUACUCCAGGGUGUCUGGUAUAUGUGAAACAAGAAGCGAAGCAGAUUCUUCCUCCCAGCGGGGAUGGUGGCAGGAAGCAGGGACUGGAGAGCAGCCGACGAGAGAGGUUCUGCCGGGGGACGUGAGCCUCUGUCAGCCUCCCUGUACACACCAUUACUGCGCCAGCUUCCCUAAUGCCAUCUGCUCCGCCAGGUUAGUUGGGGAGGAGGUGGUAAGGUGUCGAGGGGUGUGCCAACAUACAGUGUGCCGUGCGUGUAGGUUGAGUGAUCCUCCCUCCUCCUGCCCCUCCUGCCCCCCUGAGGACUGGCCGUGUAUCCGUCGUUAUGGUCGCUGUGUUAAGAGGAACUACUGCACCAACCGUAAGAAGCACUGUAGACCCGCCCUGGCCAAGCAACGGUCGUCUGAGGGAAAAUUUGUCUGUCAAGUGCCUCAGUGUUCCUAGAUCUGUCACCUGGAGGCUUCAUCUACCACCCUGGAGGCUUCAUCUACCAACUGGAGGGUUCAUAUACUACCUGGAGGCUUCAUCUACCACCUGGAGGCUUCAUAUACCACCUGGAGGCUUCAUAUACCACCUAGAGGCUUCAUCUACCACCUGGAGGCUUCAUAUACCACCUGGAGGCUUCAUUUAUCACCUGGAGGCUUCAUUUAUCACCUGGAGGCUUCAUCUACCACCUGGAGGCUUCAUCUACCACCUAGAGGCUUCAUCUACCACCUGGAGGCUUUAUAUACUACCUGGAAGCUUCAUCUACCACCUGGAGGCUUCAUCUACUACCUGGAGGCUUCAUAUACCACCUGGAGGCUUCAUUUAUCACCUGGAGGCUGCAUAUACGACCUGGAGG